Messenger RNA from Melospiza melodia melodia, 5746 nucleotides. It is a transcript of the gene ACAP3, whose product is annotated as ArfGAP with coiled-coil, ankyrin repeat and PH domains 3. Gene Ontology annotation, molecular function: protein binding; GTPase activator activity. Gene Ontology annotation, cellular component: cytoplasm. The transcript has 24 exons. Lineage: Eukaryota; Metazoa; Chordata; Aves; Passeriformes; Passerellidae. Bases 398 to 2908 code for a protein of 836 amino acids. The record is from RefSeq and is a predicted model, not a curated record.
CGUACCCGGUGCCGUAGCCGGUUCCGUGGGAGGCUGGGCUGUAUCCGGUGGUAUCCCUGGUUCCGUGGCGGUGCCGCGGGAGGCUGGGCUGUAUCCGGUGCUAUUCCCGGUUCCAUCCCCGGUUCCGUGGCGGUUCCGUGGGAGGCUGGGCUGUUCCCGGUGCUAUUCCCGGUUCCAUCCCCGGUUCGGUGGCGGUGCGAGAGGCGGGCCGGUGCUGUACCCGGUUCGGUGGCGGUGCGGGAGGCGGGCCGGUGCUGUAGCCGGUUCCAUCCCCGGUUCGGUGCCGGGAGGAGGCGGGCCGGUGCCGCGGGGGGCGGGUGCUGCCCGCGCUGAGCGCAGCCGGCGGGCGAUGCGCUUCCUCCGCUGAGCGCAGCGCGGCCGAGCCCGAGCCGGCAGGAUGACGGUGGAGUUCGAGGAGUGCAUCAAGGACUCGCCCCGGUUCCGGGCAACCAUCGAUGAGGUGGAAACGGAUGUGGUGGAGAUCGAGGCCAAGCUCGACAAGCUGGUGAAGCUGUGCAGUGGCAUGCUGGAGGCUGGCAAGGUUUACAUCACCACCAACAAACAUUUCGUCAGCGGCGUGAGGGACCUGUCCCAGCAGUGCAGGAAGGACCAGAUGAUCUCGGAGUGCCUGGAUAAAUUUGGGGACAGCCUACAGGAAAUGAUCAAUUACCACAUGAUCCUGUUUGACCAGGCCCAGAGGUCGGUCCGGCAGCAGCUGCACAAUUUUGUCAAAGAUGACGUGAGGAAGUUCAAGGAGACCAAGAAGCAGUUUGACAAGGUGCGAGAGGACAUGGAGAUCUCUCUGGUGAAGAACGCGCAGGCGCCGCGGCACAAACCGCACGAGGUGGAGGAGGCCACGGGCACGCUGAGCAUCACCAGGAAAUGCUUCAGGCACCUGGCCCUGGACUACGUGCUGCAGAUCAACGUGCUGCAGGCCAAGAAGAAAUUUGAGAUCCUGGACGCGAUGUUGUCCUUCAUGCACGCGCAGUUCACCUUCUUCCAGCAGGGCUACAGCCUCCUGCACGAGCUCGACCCCUACAUGAAGAAAUUGGCCACCGAGCUGGACCAGCUGGUGAUCGACUCAGCCGUGGAGAAGAGGGAGAUGGAGCACAAGCACGCCCUGAUCCAGCAGAGGACCCUCCUGCAGGAUUUCUCCUACGAUGACUCCAAGGUGGAAUUCAACGUGGAUGCCCCCAACGGGGUGGUGAUGGAGGGGUACCUGUUCAAGAGAGCCAGCAACGCCUUCAAAACCUGGAACAGGAGAUGGUUUUCCAUCCAGAACAGCCAGCUGGUCUACCAGAAGAAGCUAAAGGACGUGCUGACCGUGGUGGUGGAGGACCUGAGGCUCUGCACGGUCAAGCCCUGCGAGGACAUCGAGAGGAGGUUCUGCUUCGAGGUUGUGUCCCCCACCAAGAGCUGCAUGCUGCAGGCUGACUCGGAGAAGCUGCGCCAGGCCUGGAUCCAGGCUGUGCAAGCCAGCAUCGCCUCCGCCUACCGCGAGAGCCCCGACUGCUUCUACAUCGAGAGGCUGGACAGAACAGCCUCCCCCUCCACCAGCAGCAUCGACUCAGCCACGGAUUCGCGGGAGCGGGGCGGGAAGGGGGAGCCGAUCCUGCAGAGGGUGCAGAGCAUCCCUGGGAACGAGCAGUGCUGUGACUGUGGGCAGCCAGAUCCCCGCUGGGCCAGCAUCAACCUGGGCAUCCUGCUCUGCAUCGAGUGCUCCGGCAUCCACAGGAGCCUGGGUGUUCACUGCUCCAAGGUCCGAUCCCUCACGCUGGAUUCCUGGGAGCCAGAGCUGCUGAAACUGAUGUGUGAGCUGGGCAACAGCACCAUGAACCAGAUUUACGAGGCGCAGUGUGAGGAGCUGGGGCUGAAGAAACCAACAGCAGGGAGCUCCAGGCAGGACAAGGAGGCCUGGAUCAAGGUGAAGUACGUGGAGAAGAAGUUCCUGAAGAAGCUGCCGGGCGGGGAGACGCUGGCUGAGGCCGAGGCCGAGCCCAAGCGGCGCCGCUGGUGCGUCAAGAAGUGCCAGAGGCACAGCAGCGGCUCCCGGGCGCCCGCGGCACGCAGGAAAUACCGGCAGGAACCGGGCAGCGCCUGCCCCGCCAUGCUGGCCUCAGCAGCCACCCUGGAGAGGAAAUUCCGCCGGGAUUCUCUGUUCUGCCCCGACGAGCUCGACUCUCUCUUCUCCUACUUCGACACCGGCGCCGGCUCCGGCCCUCGCAGUCUGAGCAGUGACAGUGGCCUGGGCGGGAGCACCGACGGCAGCGGCGACGCGCUUGUGUUCGGCUCCGUGGUGGACAGCGUCACCGAGGAAGAGUGCGAGGUGUCGGAUGACUCCAGCGGGGAGGCGGAGCUGGAGCAGGAGGUGUCGGACCUGGAGGAGGUUCGGGAGGUGCCGGCGGGGCUGGUUCUGUCCCGGGCCGCCCAGAGCCGGAACCUGCCCCUGCUGGCCGCUGCCCUGGCCCACGGAGCCGAUGUCAACUGGGCCAACGAGGAGGACGAGGGCAAAACCCCCCUGAUGCAGGCUGUCAGCGGGGGCUCCCUGCUGGCCUGUGAGUUCCUGCUGCAGAACGGGGCCGAUGUGAACCAGCGGGACGCGCGGGGCCGGGCGCCACUGCACCACGCCACCUACCUGGGGCACACCGGGCAGGUGUGCCUGUUCCUGAAGCGUGGGGCCACCCAGGACACCCCGGACGGGGACGGGCAGGACCCGCUGAGCAUCGCGGUGAGCGCGGCCAACGCCGACAUCGUCACCCUGCUGCGGCUGGCGCGCAUGAACGAGGAGAUGCGGGAGGCAGAGGGGCCCCUGGGGCAGCCCGGCCAGUACCCCAGCAACAGCCCCACGGAGCUGCAGUACAGGAAAUGCAUCCAGGAGUUCAUCAGCCUCAACAUCGACGAGUGUUAGGGACAGCCCGGUGCCCUCGGCCGGCCUGGAGCCGGGCGGGGUCCCCGCGAGCCCCACCCUUGGAUAUUCGGUGUUUUCCCUGCUGGUUGGUCUGGUUGUGAUGCCUGCACACCCCGAGGGUUGAGCUGCCCUCAGGGGGUUUUUCCUUGUGGGGUUUGAGUUCUCAUGCUUGACUACUGGAUGGCUGAUUUUUUUUUUUUUUUUUUUUUUUUUUUUUGGAGGGUGUUUUUGGAGUAGGAGCCUCCCCAGGGUAUGACCAUGGAGUGCGUUGUAAGUGUGGGACAUGAGCUUAGAGGUUAAAAAACAACAAAAAAACAACAAAAAAAGGAAAAAAAUUUCAAAAAGAGAAGAAAAGGAAAAACUUUUUGUGACCAGGGGAGAGCCACCAACACCAGGAGCAGACACAGCUCUCCCUGAAGAACUGGCUUGGAAUUCUGGCAGGGAUAGUGGCUGGAGCCUGCUCUGCCCUGGGAGGGCCCCGAGGUGCCCUCCAGGCUGGAUUUGGGGCAGGGAUGCUCCGGAGGCCCAGCCGGAUCAGGAUCAGGAUUGGGAUCUGGAUCAGGAUUCAGGAUCUCCAGCUCCUCGCCCGUCGCUGCUCUCAGGACUGAACCGGCCACGCUCCCCUCGACUGCUGCCCUGGCUGCUGGCUGCCCAAAGCCAUAGCUGCCCUGCUUCACCCCCUGCAAUUCCCAGAAGGAUUCCCAUCCUGCGGGAUUCCUGGAAGGAUUCCCAUCCCACUGGAAUACCCAGAAGGGUUCCAGCCCCACUGGAAUUCCUGGAAGCAGCAGCACUGAUCCCUGUCGCUGGCGAUGGGCUCGGGGCAGGGAGGGGAACAAGCUCCAGCUGCUCGGUGCAAUUUCACAGAAUCACAGAAUCCCAGAUCCCAUUGUCCCAGAAUCCCCAGGCUGGGAGUCACCCUCAAGACCACGGAGCCCACGCCACGCCCCCACACCCCAACCAAACCACUUCUAAUCCCAAUCUUCUUCCAAUCCCACCCAGGGAUGGGGAAUUUGCCUCCUCUGGGUUCCCUGCAGGUCUCCAUGGGGGAAAUUCCACCUGCAGGAAUCCCCCCUGUGCUACCCCAUGUGCUGGGGCAGCUCAGCAGCUUUGGAGCUCCCCAGCUCUGAGGAGCAGCAGAAUUUUUGUGGUUUUCUCCUUUUUUUUCCUCUCUCAGCUGCAGUUAGGGAGCGUGGCUCUCCUCAGAGCACUUUGCUGCUGUCUCACCCUGUUCUGGGAGGGUUUAUGGGGCUCAGGGGGCUCUGGAGUCCUGGCUGGAGCUUGGAGACUUUCCCAAUGUCCCCAGCUGCAGCUGGCACCAGGGUUUGUCAGGAUUUGGGGGCAGGAUUUGGGGUCAGGUUCUGUCAGGAUUUUGGAUCCCCGUCCUGGCUGCUCCUGGCACAGUUGGGAUGGGGCUGGGAGCUGAUCCUGCUCCCGAACCCACCCGAAACCCCGGCCUGGCUCCAGCAGGACACCCCAGAUCCCUGAGGAGCCCCCGGAGCCCAAACCCCGCUGGGUCCCAGCCUGGGGCUGGCCCAUCCCAGGAAUUCCCUCCCCAUUGGUGCUGCCCCCAGCCCUGGGGCAGCGCUUGGUGCUGAUUCCCCCUCGAGCCGUGCAAACCCUUCAGGGUCCUUCAGAGCUCUCGGGAGGAAAGAGAAUUCUCACAUUUGGGAGUGGAGGAGAAUUGUCAUCAUUUCAGAAAAAAUAAUUUCUUCAUUCUUGAUAGUGGAAGAGAGUUUUCACCAUUUGAGAGCAAAGGAGAAUUUUCACAUUUAAGAAAAAAGGAGAAUUUCACAUUUGAGAAUGGAGAAUAUUCCUCAUUUGAGAGCAAAAGAGAAUUUUCACCAUUUGAGAGUGGAGGGGAAUUUCUUCCCUCUUGAGAACAAAGGAGAAUUUUCAUAUUUGAGAGUGAAGAAUUUUCACAUUUGAGAAAAAAGGAGAAUUUUCACCAUUUGAGAGUUGAGAAUUUUCCCCAUUUGACAGCAAAGGAGAAUUUCUUCACUCUUGAGAGCAAAGAAGAAUUUCCACCAUUUUUCACCACUUUUCAAUUUUCACCAGGACAAUUUCACACUCUGCUCUGCUCGUGGAUUUCAGCACGGCCAUAAUUUGAAUUAUUUGAAUUUUUUAACCUGUACAGCAACUCCAAACUGAUUUUCAACCCCCCCCUGCUUUUCCCAGCUUUUUUAGGAGGAGUUCAAAACCCAACUGAUCCUUUGGAGAACCGAGGAAAAACCACAGCUUCCAUUUUUGGGUCAUUUUAUUUCACUUUUUCUGGGAAUUCUGGCCACAAAUCCUGGCCAGGCUGCACCCUGGAAGCUCAGACUCACUGCUGAAGUACAUGAAGUUGGAAAAAAAAUGUAAAUACCGAUGCAAAAGGCAGCAUCUUGCAAGACAAUGGAUUUAUUUAACAUUGUAUUGGUACUUUAAAUAUUUAGAUUCAAUGUAUAAAAGCAACUUGGUGCACUUUUCCUACCUGACAGUAUUUUGGGGGGUUUUAUGUUCUUUUGUUAUGGGUUUUGUGCUGUCUUUUUUAAUCAGUGGAAUUGUUUAAGUAUUUAAUUUAUUCUUAUUAUUGAUGUGCCCAGAGGACUAGUGCAAUUUUUAUUCAAUACAGUUGGUCUGUAUUUAAUGUCAGGAUUUUUUCCGUAGCGUUUUUAGGGAAUAUUUUUCCAAAAUUGCCUCUUUUUUUUUUCCCCUCAUCCCAAUUUUCCUCCCUUCCCCCCCUUUUUCCUUUUCUGUUUCCAUCACGGAUUCAAAGCCUCAAAAUUUGAGAUAAACCAAACACCCUGCAGUCCCCAAACCAAAACUUUCUCCAGGAAAAACACGUUAAGGAUGCACUUC